Molecule: messenger RNA, 2973 nt
Organism: Corythoichthys intestinalis (scribbled pipefish)
Lineage: Eukaryota; Metazoa; Chordata; Actinopteri; Syngnathiformes; Syngnathidae
Product: neuroglian
Exons: 10
Coding region: 1-1800 (599 amino acids)
Biological process (GO): axon guidance; homophilic cell-cell adhesion; dendrite self-avoidance
Cellular component (GO): axon; plasma membrane
Molecular function (GO): cell-cell adhesion mediator activity
Source: RefSeq, a predicted model, not a curated record
AUGUGCGUCCAUCCCCCACAAAUGCUCGGCGCCCUCUUCUUCCUCGCCCUGUCCGGCGUGGCGGUUUCGUCCCUGCCGGGUCUGGAGGAGGUGUUCUUCAGUCCACUGGAUCAAACGGUGAAAGAAGGAGAAGAGGCCUCCUUCCGCUGCGUUUCGGGUGAAAGUUCACCUCCUGCCAUCAUCCUGUGGAUGAAGGAUGGCACCCUGGUCACCACAGGCAAGCAAAGCCAGGGAGAAUACGGCGGCGGUCGGCAGAAAAAGAUGUCGGGAACGCUUCGUCUGGUCAACGUGAGCCUGGAGGACGGCGGCGCGUACGUUUGCCAGACUGUUAACCCUUUACUCAACAUCACCAGGAGGAGCAGGCCGGCUAAGCUAACUGUGCUUGUGAGUCCCGUUGUGGCAAACAGCACGGGCAGAGUGGUCCGCCAGCUCGGGGAGUCGGCGAUUCUUCCCUGCGCGGCCGUCGGGGUAACGCCCAUCUGGUACAAGUGGACCACAGAUCAGGAGGCCAAGAAGCCAGUCGGCAACUCUGGUGGGAAACAUGUAGACGAGGAUGGAUCUCUACAUCUUCCCAGCGUGCAGGCAUCAGAUGCGGGAGAAUACUUUUGUACGGCGGAAAACCGAGCGGGACGACAACAGAGACGCACUGUCCUCCUGGUCACGGGUUGCUCCUCCAGCUCACACUGCGACACCACAGUAAAGCCAUCACUAAAGAUGUCAGCCACAUCUAACCCCGCCCAGCACUCAGCCACUCAAAUUCAGCCGCCGAUGCUGCCGCCUCCCCCUUUCCGCAACUUCCACUUGGAGCUUUCUCCAUCUCCUGAAGCCCAAAUGGACAAUGAUCACUCUCUCACCCAAACAACAGAAUCUUCUCCUGCAGUCCAGCUCCAAAGCUCUCUUCAAAAGCCUUCUUCCGUUGGGAAGAGUCCUCCACCUACUCCGGAAAAUCCAGUCGUACACGGACCGGAUGCAUCCGUUACUGAGCGGGCGUCUGAGGCGGAAGACGAACGGCGGAGGAACACCUCACAGUCUCCCAUUACCAGUAACAACACUCGUUCUACAGCGACUCCGGAACCACCGUCGUGGCUGCCUGUCCUAGAGAAACAUGACGUGCCCAUCGUGGUGGGCGUGGGCGUGUCUCUGGCCUUCAUCUUCAUCACCGUGACCUUCUACUCUGUGAUGCAGAAGAACCAACCGGCGCCCACUGGGCGUUCAGCGCAGCGGAAGCUGGGAGUCCCCAUGCGCCAUGCAGAGCGCCAAGCCGCAGGACGACCCUACGAAAACCAGGCCUUCGAAGAUGAUGAGUGCACGGCGGUGACAGAACACAACGCUAGUCUAUCGGACACCCGAGCCAGACCUCCAGUCACCGUGCAGAUGGAGCCCGCGAACGAGGAACUCCAUUCUGUCACGGUGGAGACUUAUCCCGAGCCUAUUGUGGAUACUAAGAUCGACGAUGUCGAGGAGAAGGAGGACGAAGAGAAGAACAGCAGUCCCGGCAGCCCUCACGACUUAUGGUCAACAGAAGAGGAACAUGCAGAGACGGCGGCCGACGACCAGAGCCUUCCCCCGCCGUCCUCUCGCCCUGUGUCGCCCGACGCCAGCCUGCGGUCCUCGCUCACACUGAGGGGGGCCGAGGCUCUGUCGGCCCCCAUCCACCACAGCCUCAGCGUGUGGCACGGAGGUGCCCCUGUGGCCAUUUCGCACCACGUCUCGGUGGGACGCGCCAGCGUGGCGGUGGACGUUCACUUUUACCCGGCAGUGGACGCUUCUACUUUGGAUGACAAGCAGGAGAACGCUUAAAGCAGGGGUGUCAAGCAUUUAAAUGAAUUGGACAUACAUUGCCGUCAAUAGCAGGCAAUGAUUUCAUUUUGGGUCACUUCCUUGUUCAUGUUAGGGUAAUUACAGUUACUUCCUGCACAUCCCCAGCUCACUUCCUGUACAUUUUGGGGCAUUCCAGGUUCACUUCCUGUGCAUUUGGAUCAUUACCUGUAUAUUUUAAGGCACUUACGCAUCACUUCCUGUUCAAUGUAACUCCCUAUUAAUGUUGGGGUAAUUCCAGGUCACUUCCUGUACAUUUCGGAUCACUUUCUAAUCAUUUUUGGGCAUUCCCGGGUCACAUCCUGUGCAUUUGGAUAAUUCUCUGUAGAUUUUAGGGCACUUACGCAUGUUCAAUGUUAACUUCUUAAUGAUUUGGGGCCAAUUCCAGGUCACUUCCUGUUGAUUUCAGGUCACUUUCUGAUUAUUUUGGGGCAUUCCAGGGCCACUUCCUGUACAUUUUGGAUCAUUUCCUGUAGAUUUCACGGCAUUUACGCAUUACCUCUUGUUCACUGGUCACUUCCUUUUGAUUUUGGGGUAAUUCCUGGUCACUUCCUGCUGAUUUCAGGUCACUCUUUAAUUAUUUUAGGGCUUUCCCAGGUCAUUUCCUGUUAAUUUUGGGGUAAUUCGGGGAUGUAUCUCCAUUGGUGGUCAUUACUGGUCACAAAAAAAAAAUCCUUGACUCAAUGUUUUUUUUAACUUUUUUUAAGCACACUUUUUUCAAUAUAAAAAAAUCCCAAGGAUCACCACCAGCAAAGAAAAUGUAAAAAUUAAUUUCUGGAGCCUAUAUUAACGAUAUAUAGUUGUGUAUUGAAUAGGAAUCAAAAACAAAAAGACCUGAACCUUUAAUAAGUCAGUCUUAGGUUGGCUCUGAAGAGUCCAGAGAAGACUGCUGGUCUGACAGGAUAUUCUAAUUUCAAAAUAAAGUAAUUCAUAAUAAAAAAAAAAUAAUAAUAAUAAUAAUCACGGUUCUAUCUUCUUUAUUUUUCAUUUUUCAAUGAUUAGCAAUUAUUUAUCAGUACUUUAUGUACUUAUGCAUUAAUCUAAUGCUUUAUGUAUACUUGUUGAAUGUAAAUUCAGACAUCAUGAGGUUAAACAAUUAUUAUAGCGUAUUGUUCGUUGUUCUGUCAACAUACCGGCUACUAUUUGAUAAUGAUA